AACAAGAGUCGGGGGUAGGAGGUCGUAAAAGGCUAAACUGGUGAAUGGGUUCAGUUAAGUGCAGAUUUGUAGAACUUAAACACGUACGUGAUACACGAUAGUAUUUAUUUUAACAUAUGUUACUGAUGAACACAUGAAAUAUAAUACAAUUAAUAAAAAUGACUAGAUUAAUAACAACUAUAUUCAUAACUGUGCUAAGUUUUACCUUUAUAAACACCGACACACCGUUAAAAUUCUACCAAGAAAAGAAAUUCCAUGAAGCUCAAGAACUCACAGAUGACAAUAUUAAAACCAUAGCACGGUUGUCAGAUAAGCAACAUUUUAAAAAGGUUCUAGAUGAAAUAUUGAUACCUAGAGUAGUAGGUACUCCUAAUCAUGAAAAAGUUGGUAAUUACAUAGUCAAUGAGAUGAGAGGGUUUGGAUGGGACGUCACAGAGGAUGUGUUUCCCGAACAGACGCCAGUUUUCGGGACUUUAAACUUUAGGAAUAUAAUUGCCAAAUUAAAUCCUAACGCUGAUAGAUAUUUGGUGCUGGCGUGCCACUACGACAGCAAGUAUACGAGAGAACAUGUUUUUGUUGGAGCGACGGAUUCAGCCGUACCUUGCGCUAUGAUGAUCAACUUAGCUAAAGUUAUGUCUAAACAGUUAGACAGUUUGAAGAAUUCCUCGCCUAGUCUUAUGUUCAUAUUCUUUGAUGGAGAGGAGGCGUUCAGGCAAUGGGGUCCGAAGGAUUCGAUCUACGGGGCCAGGCAUUUAGCUAAGAUGUGGCAUGGAACGCCAUACAAAGACGGUGCUAAUCAUUUGCAGAGGAUGGACGUAUUAGUUCUUCUAGAUCUUCUCGGAUGUCCCGAUCCAGUAUUCUACAGCUACUUCAAAUCCACUGAAAAGUGGUACAUACGAAUGGCAGUUGCUGAACAGAGGUUGGCAGAGCUGGGUCAGAUGACUGCGUAUUCGCAGGGUAAAGAUGAGCAGACGUACUUCAGGCUGUCCAGCUCGAACGCUUUUAUUGAGGAUGACCAUAUACCGUUUAUGAGGCGAGAUGUGGACGUUCUACACAUAAUUCCCAAUCCGUUCCCGCAUGUAUGGCACACGGCAAACGACGACAUGUCGGCGCUUGAUUUUAACACCAUAGAUAAUUUGAACAAAAUAUUCCGCGUGUUUGUCGCCGAGUAUCUUCAUGUGACUCCCUAGCGGCGUUGGCGAUUCGAAAUGGCAAUUCUCUUAAAUACCAUGGACUAUUGACCAUGCUCUCAUGGUGCUGCACAAUCGUGUUUACAAAUAUAAUUAUGCUAGAAAUUUUUAAUAAAAUUUAAUGUAAAUGCUUAAAAGCCAUAGACUAUUACAAUGUAGAGGCGCUGGCGCCAAAAUUUGACGUUGUAAUUUUUUAUUGUAGGUAUAUUUUUUAAACUACAGAUAUCUAACAUUUAAAUUACAAAAAUAAAUAAACUUAUAUUGUUCUUGUUGAUUGUUUGAAAUAGGUUGGUUUGAAUAAUUGUUUUAUACACUGAAAUUAAUACAAUUACUGCGCUUCUAGAGGGCAGGGCGUUGUGCUAGGCGUAUUUAUUUGAGCGUAAUUAUUUAUAAAAAAUAAUAUAAAGCUAAAAAAUGAUUAUAGCCUAUAAAAAUUAUAUAACAUUAGAUUUU
This is a messenger RNA of Melitaea cinxia (Glanville fritillary), 1643 nucleotides long. RefSeq names its product glutaminyl-peptide cyclotransferase-like. The transcript has 5 exons. The record is from RefSeq and is a predicted model, not a curated record. The coding region runs from base 159 to 1190 and encodes 343 amino acids. Lineage: Eukaryota; Metazoa; Arthropoda; Insecta; Lepidoptera; Nymphalidae. Gene Ontology annotation, molecular function: glutaminyl-peptide cyclotransferase activity; zinc ion binding.